Mytilus californianus (California mussel) is the source of this 3172-nucleotide messenger RNA. RefSeq names its product acetylcholine receptor subunit alpha-like. Bases 22 to 1200 code for a protein of 392 amino acids. Gene Ontology annotation, cellular component: neuron projection; membrane; synapse. The transcript has a single exon. Gene Ontology annotation, molecular function: extracellular ligand-gated monoatomic ion channel activity; transmembrane signaling receptor activity; neurotransmitter receptor activity. Gene Ontology annotation, biological process: chemical synaptic transmission; regulation of membrane potential; monoatomic ion transmembrane transport. The record is from RefSeq and is a predicted model, not a curated record. Lineage: Eukaryota; Metazoa; Mollusca; Bivalvia; Mytilida; Mytilidae.
AUCCAACGUUGAUCGGUAGACAUGGACAAAAUAAUAAAAAUUUCACUGUUCAUAUCUUUUGAAGCAAUUCCAUGUCUUGGACAGAUGGGCGGAGGAGAUGCCGCCCAGACUCUUGUCACUGACUUGUUUUCAAAUUAUAGUACAAUAGUUCGACCAAACAAGGAUUAUUCGAAACCGAUGAACGUUGAUCUAGACAUGAUCCUUGUUGGUAUUAAUGGUUUAGAUGAAGUUGAAGGUAAAUUAACAACAACUGGUUACCUAUCUGUUAGAUGGACCGACGAAUAUUUAACCUGGAACACUGGUGAUGUCAUGAUUCUGUAUGUUCCACAAGAUAGAAUAUGGAAACCAGAUUUGACACUUAAAAACGGCUUUACCAAAUUGACUACACUUGGGUCUGAUUUUAUCCUAGCCCAGAUUAUGAAUAUUGGACUUGUAUGGUGGCAGCCGUUCGAGGUUUUCGAAUCCAAAUGCACGAUUGACAUUACUCACUUUCCUUUUGAUCAACAAACGUGCGACCUUGUUUUUGUUGUUUGGACAUACUUCAUAGAUGACGUGAAUGUUACAAAAGGUGCGGAUGGAAUUUCUACAGAAGAUAUGGAAGAAAGUGCAGAAUGGAGCAUAGUUUCAACUUCCGCAAAGGAGGAUAAAGAAGGAACAGAGUCAAAGGUCACAUUUACACUUACAAUUCAACGGAGCUCUGGGUAUUAUAUUUUUAACAUAAUUAUCCCGGUCAUAUUUCUAGGACUUCUAAAUGUGUUUACUUAUGUCCUCCCAGCGGACAGUGGGGAAAAGAUGGGAUACGCAAUGACGGUUUUCUUAUCAUUUGCCGUUUUUCUGACAAUCGUAAGUUCGGAAUUACCCAAGUCGUCCGGAUCCUAUUUCGGAUAUUAUUUGAUGGUCUUACUCGGUUUCGGAGUGAUAACAGUUUGUAUUACGGCACUUGAGCUCCGCAUGCAUCACAGUCAGAGCAGGGUGCCGGAUUGGGUUAAAACACUGAUGCGAUGUGCAUGUUGCUGUUGUUGUUGCGAAGACAAUCGUGUCAAUGAUUUGGAAUAUACCAAGAAGAAAAAGAAGGUGACCUGGUCUGAUUUUACCUCUUUUGUAGAUUUUGCAAUGUUUUGGAUUUUGUUUAUAUCAUUUAUAGUUUUAACAGUAGUUAUAAUGAUCAUUUUGAAACUUAGGAUUAAAAUGCCAUUUUAAUUUGUAUAAUCUUUUCUAAGAACUUUAAUAGUCUGUCUACUUCGCGUGUGUAGCGUGAAAACAAAAAAGAAAUUAUGUCCUGGCCCAAAGAUUGUGGUGGCAUUCUAAAUUCCUUAUCAAUAAUUAUAUAUAAAUUUGGACCUACAUGAAUAUAUUUGAUAUGAUAGACGUUUAUAUAAUGAAAUAUACAGACAUAGUAGCAUAAACAUGUAUAUAUUUAUCUUAACAUAAACUUGAUUUAUUAAAAAAAAUAUUGGCUUUAAAAAAGAGACAACUCAGUUGAAAUGUAUUUCACAACAGACUGCUCUGUAACGUCUAUUUUGUAAGGGUACAAGAAAUUAGAUCCUUAAAGUAUUCAAUGAAAGUUGUCUCCUAGAUAUGUUUAAAACAUUUCUAUUUUUGCGUUACUGUGUUUUCCCCCAUGUGUAAUCUUUCAAAUUAAGGGAAUUGUAUAGAACUUAACAAAUACUAUCGACUUAAAAAUAUACUUAUUAAGCAUAAAGCUAAACUAGUAACAUAUACAUUAUACCCCAAAAAAUGACCUAAGGUAGGUACAUGUAGCAAAUCUGUUUGGGGAAUGACCCGCAAAUGUAGAUUCUUAAAAAAAAAUAAUGCAUGAGUGGCAUUAGGAGCGCAUUACGCGAGAAUAAUUUCAAAAUUUACUAUUCCCUUUUCUUAAAAAAGUAGUUCAUUCUUGCAAUCAGGUUUUAGAAACUUAUGAUUAAAUUGAAGAUGUUUGCUUUGCAAAAUUGAGAAAGCAACCGAACGCAACAAAAUAACCUCAACGACAUCAAAGAAAAUAACAUACGACUUCGCAAAGAAAUACGGUUUUGUUUGUUUACUUUCUGAAACAAAGUUAUAUGCUUUGUAACUUGUCCUUCUUUGCGGUUUAUAUUUUAGAUAUGUAUGCUUAAAAACUCCUUAAAAACUUAUUAAAGUAAAGCAACGAAAAGACUUUUAUCUGACAUAUUUUUUUUUUAAUUUGCAUUUUUUUUUUUUCUAGUCUCAUAUUGAAAUAUUUCUUUUAAGUCGCACAUCUAUCAGUUUAUCUUCAUUUAACAGUAUGGAUUAUCCCUUAAAACAAAUAACAGGUCAAAUUCGUAAGCAUUCGAGGAAUUGUGUCUGAUGAAAAUAAUUUAUUUCAUGGUUUUAAACUUUUUUUUUUUUUCGGUUUACCAGUUUUGAAACAAAUGUAAGUUCUGGCAUUGGUAUGUUAAACUGUUCAAACCACCCGACGGGGUUUGAUAAGCUUAUAAAACUGGUUUCAGUUUUCAAGAAACGAUGCGAAACCUGUUUGGCUAUUCCAAAAAAGGUUUAUCAAACCUACAAGACGCUGUAACCAGUUUAGAGGCAACCAGUGCACCCUUUGUGUAUAGUAGUCAAAACAGGCAGUAAUUAAAACCUGUGCGGGUGAUCUUAGUCUUCUAACUAAAAUUCAAAGUAAUAUUACCAUCUUUCAGUUUGUAUUUUGUAGGGAUUGAAAUACACAUUGUAGCUUUUUUUACACCUCAAUGAAAGCAUAUGAUAUAAGCAAAAUGUAUAUGUUUAAUAUAUAUAUAUGUAUUCAAGUCACUGUGACUGUUUGACAAUGGCAGUGGAUACACAUAAUGUUAAUUUCAUAUAAGAUAUAUAAAGUACUAUAGAAGGCACCACAAAUACCAAAGCACAUGCACCAAUCACAUAAUUUAUAUAACAAUUAACAUGUAUAGUCACAUCACAAAUUAAGAUACUGUAAAAUCUUUUGGCUAGAUUGUUUAACGGUUUACGGAAUUGAGAACAGGGGACACUUGAAGACAAUUGUUGUUUGUUUUUUGUUUUUUAUGUUGAUGAUGUUUUUUUAUUUAAAAAAAUUAUCAACUUGUACAUUUUUGAAUUGAAAUUGAUAUAAAUAUAUUGAAAUAUAUCAACUUGUAAAUAUGAUCGCGUCUUUAUAUUUGUUAAUAAAAAAAUUGAAAAAAAUUGUUUAUUUUCA